Homalodisca vitripennis (glassy-winged sharpshooter) is the source of this 1161-nucleotide messenger RNA. RefSeq lists its product as uncharacterized. Bases 126 to 587 code for a protein of 153 amino acids. The record is from RefSeq and is a predicted model, not a curated record. NCBI's taxonomy places the organism in Eukaryota, Metazoa, Arthropoda, Insecta, Hemiptera, Cicadellidae. The transcript is spliced from 3 exons.
AUAAGGGGUUGAUAUUUCAGGUUGCCUCAACAUCCAGAGUCUUCCAGGAAACUUGAACAUUGUUCUCAGUUUCUCCUUCAACAGACGACGCAUGGCCGUGUUUCCCUAUCGCUGGGAGUCGACCGAUGCCCUUCUGCAAGCAGUUGGGCCUGGGGACCGCCAUGGGUUGCCUGGUCAUAUACAACGUGAGGACGGAUACUCCCCAUGACGUCACCAUCUGUCUGUACAUGGAACUGAGGGUGGGGGUACAUUGUGUGGCCACCAUACACCUGGACUGUAUCCGCAAGAUUCGUAGACACAUACAGUUCAUACCGAUACCCUCACACACGCGCAAGGGAACGGUGCUGGACGUCCACGUGCUGCCGAACGACACGGCGCUGACUAUCCUGAAACAAGAGUUCCACUGGGUCAGAGCCCCGGAGAGCGACAGCAGCAGUGACAGUGACAGUGACAGUGAUAGUGAUAGUGACAGUGAUAGUGAUAUGGACCCAGACGAUGAGGAAGAUGUGAAUUUCCAACUGCCCCCAAAACCAGAGAGGUUUCGCUGGCUAAAACGUAUUUUCUGGUGGCGACACUUAAUAUUUUGAUACUUUCCUCUAAAAAGAGACAUACUUUCAUGCCUAUUGUACCAUUAAAGAGUGGAAAUCUAUAUUUUAACGUGAAAGCCUUGAAAUAUCUCAGAGGUGAUCUUGUUGCACGAUAAAACACCUUACACAAUUUUGAGAUUUCCUAAAGGCCUUACUGAAUUUCCUUAGUGAAAUUUUGAUAGAGCUACAUUUCAAGUAAGAAAAUUAGAAUACGUUUAUGGAACGAUGGUUAAGCAUCUUCUAAAGCAAAAGUGUAAAAUACUUAACUUCCAUUAGAUUCAUGACUCUCUAAUUUAAGAUUAACGAAAUUGUCACAGUGCCAGUGGCUCAGAUGUCCUGUUGAAUGUAAAAUAAAAAUGCUUUUGUCACUAUAAUAUACGUUACUAGAAACAUUUCUAUGUACUGAGAACGACCGAUGUGCAAAUAUUUAAUUUAAUAAUAGGUAGCUUAUAGACUCUACGCUGUGUAAAUUGUUCUGUAAGAGAGAAACAGGUGUUCUUUCCAGUGAUCAAUCUUAUAUAUAUUUUUGUAAAUAUAUUUGUGUUUUAAAUAUAUCUUUUGAUUUUAGUAUUAA